UUCUGGAGUUUGGAAGGCAGCCAUGGGAGUGUUGAAGCACAUCCUCACUCAAUCUCGCCGCCAUUGCCUCACCAAACCCCCUUCUCUUUCGACUCCUCAAUUUCUUGGGUUCCACAGAUCCCUCUCCUCCGAACCCAACCCCGAUGCCGAUUCUCCCCCCAACGAAUCCUCCCGAAGAACCCCUCGCUCCGUUCCCAUUCAGCCUGUCUCGUACUCUGUCAAGCCCAAGCCGGAAUCGGCUCAGGAUCAGGACUCUCCGGAACCUCCCCAAGCACAGUCUCCGCCGUCUCCUCCUCCUCGGCGGCCGCGGGAGCCGUUGAGUCCGGAGACCCGACGGACCUGGACUCGCGAGGAUGUUCGGUAUAUGAAGGAUGCUCCGUCUAUAAAUCCGGUAUCUUAUCCGACGCGUGUUGCUCCGCUUCCGGAAGAUAAGAGCUCGGCUUCGGGCGAUGCGGCUUUGGGAGAGGGUCAGGAGAGUGCGCAGAUGGAGGAGGAGAGGAAGAGAAUUGAAGCGGAGAAUCAGUGGAGGAGGAGGGUUUUCAGGGUUGCGGAAGAGGAUAAGGUAACUGCUCCAUUUCCAAUGCUGAUCAAGGUCGAGAAGAAAGAGCAGAAGGUGGUUCUUGAUUUGAUGGACGCAAUCCGGCAAGUGAAGGCUAAUGGCAAGCGGAAUUUUGAUGAGACUGUUGAAGCACAUGCAAGAUUGGGGGUUGAUGCUAGGAAAAUGCAAGUUCUGGGUAACAUGACUUUGCCCCAUUCCAUUGGAAAGUCUGUCAGAGUGGCUUUCUUUGCUGAAGGAGCUGAUGCUGAGGAAGCAAGGGCUGCUGGAGCUGAUAUUGUAGGUGGCGUUGAACUAAUAGAGGAAAUUGCAACCAGUCGGAAAUUCAAUGUUGAUAAGUGUUUCUCAACACCCGAAAUGAUGAGGCGCAUUGGCAAGAUAUCAAAGAUUUUGAGACAGCGUGGGUUGCUACCAGAUCCUAAACUAGGUACUGUAACCAGUGAUGUCAGAGGGGCCUUAAAGAAAGCAAGAGAAGGUCACAUGCACUUUAAAAUGGAUGCUACAUCAAUUGUGCAUGUGGGGCUUGGGAAGGUGAGUCAUUCGGAAGAGUCCUUACGAGAAAAUAUUGGCGCAUUUGUGAAUGCUCUUUUGCUUGCAAAGCCUGCAGGCUUGAAAAAAGCCUCAAAAUAUGCUGGAUAUGUAAAUUCCUUCCACAUAUGUAGCACGAUGGGUCCUGGAUUCCCAGUUACGAUACAAUCUUUGUCCAAAGUUGCAGAUCAAUACAACAGAAAGUACUUAAGCGGUGUGAUCCGCUGACAUCUCUAAUAUAGAUCCUUUCUUUUUGUAGCCAUUUUUUCCGUCUUUGGUCUCCCCUGCCCCCAGUUAUAAUUUUAUUGUGACAAAUCGGGAAGCAGUCUAGAUCUGAGUAGAUUUUCUUCAACCAUUUACUGAGGGCAUAUUUUCGUUUACUGAGGUACAAAUUGUUAGCUUUUUUACCAAAUUGUGGCAGAGUCAUUUUGAAUUUGCUCUGCUUUGUUGUAUUUAAAUGAUCAUCUGGGCUCUUGCCAAUUUGUUUAUCACUGAACUCGAGCUAUGGUUUUUGUGACUUGAAAACUCACGUCACCUGCUUGUUCUGGAAAAUAAAAGGCAAGUUUUCUGAUAGAGUGGGGAUUUGAUGGAGACUGGAUUUGUUCAUAACUUAUUGAAUGAAACAUGGAUUUGUUCUUCUAA
Momordica charantia (bitter melon) is the source of this 1726-nucleotide messenger RNA. Its product is annotated as Ribosomal protein L1p/L10e family. NCBI's taxonomy places the organism in Eukaryota, Viridiplantae, Streptophyta, Magnoliopsida, Cucurbitales, Cucurbitaceae. The record is from RefSeq and is a predicted model, not a curated record.